CUAACCUCACUCUUUAAGAGUUCGUUUGUUUACAUGUGGCUUUAACAAAUUAUCGGAUAAAUAGGAAAAUGACAUUAGGAGAAUUUGAAAUGACAUAGGAGAAUUAGAAAAUAAUGUGUAGUGUUUUAUUUAGUUAAAGAUAUAUGGAAGUAUUAAAUAAUUAAACUUACGUUACGUGAUAUAAGCAAAGUAUAAUUUAGAAUAACCUACGUUCUCCAGUGUAGAAAUCGUCUGUCUACGUUUAUACGUUACGUUAUAUUCUUUAUUAAUUGUUGUAUUUAUAACAACAAGAACAACGUGUAAUACGUUGUAUUUAUUAUUAAUCUUUAUUACACGUGUGUACAUUCUUUUAAUUUAAAUAAGAAUAAUGAUGGAACAAUUGCAAACAGCAUUAACAGCAAUUAAAGUGUUACGAUCUAGUGUUGGACAAGUUUUUGAUUCUCUUGCAAAUGGGUUACGAGCCGAUCACGGAGAAGAUAAUAAAGAAUCCAAAUAUUUGUUAGAGUUGCAAGAAUUAUUGACAACGGUUAACGUUAAUUUAAGGGAUGUAGAACAAGCAGUUAGUAGUUUGAAUCCACCACCUGGUCCAUUUAAUUUGGCUAGCACGACUUAUCUUAGUCAGGAAACGACACAGGAAAGACAAGCACUUUAUGGUUCUCUUGUUAAUAGUUAUAAAUGGACAGAUAAAGUUCACGAGUACAGUAAUGCUGCUCAAACAUUAUUGAAUCAGAAUUCGUUAAAGAGAUCUUAUACGAAUACAAGUAGAGCAAAAAGAGGUAGAGUUCAAACUAGUAAUCACAAUGUACCUCCGCAACAAGUGGAUUCCAUGAUAGCAACCUUUGAUCGAUUAUUUAACGAUAUGACUGUAUCUGUAUCUCGACCAUUUGCAUCAAAUGCAGUAUUACACGUUACGUUAGGACACGUCUUAAAGGCAGUAAUAGCUUUUAAAGGUGUAAUGAUUGAAUGGGUUGUUGUAAAAGGUUAUGGAGAAAGAAUGGAUUUAUGGACAGAAUCGAGGCAUAAAGUUUUUAGAAAAGUAACAGAAAAUGCUCAUGCAGCUAUGUUACAUUUUUAUUCACCUGCACUUCCUGAAUUAGCUGUACGAUCAUUUAUGACUUGGUUUCAUAGUUUAAUCAAUUUAUUCAGUGAACCAUGCAAACGUUGUGGACUACAUCUACACAGUGCUUUACCUCCAACAUGGAGAGAUUUUCGUACUUUAGAACCAUAUCAUCAGGAAUGUAAACCAUAAUAAUGAAUGAUGUCAAGGUCCCUUGACACUAUAAUGUUGCAUAUUGAAGAAGUAAUUAAUUAAUUCUAUAUUAUAUUGUAAAAGUUCAUAUAUUUAAAUAUAUUUAUUAAUAAAAUCUGAGAAUAUCGUGUUGUUCCUUGUAAAAUGUAUAUAUUCUAUGGGAGGUAAUCGCAGUGUAAAGAGAAGAGAGGUAAUAUAUUUCAAAACCUGGAAUAUUAUGCUUCAAACGCUUCUUCUAUCUAUUAUAGUGUGAAUACAAUAAAGGUAUAAAUGAAACAUUUUCACAGAGAAUAUAAGGGCAUUUAUAAAAAGAACUUAAUUAUACAAUACUUAACAAAUGUGAAAUUUGAAAUAGUAAAAAGUAACAUUGCAAAAUAUAAAUGCAUUUAAUUUGCAAUUUUAAGACGUCUGAUCGUAAUUCGAUCAUUAUUUUGAUUUAACCGAAGCCAGAAGAAAGAGCAAAAUGAAUAAUCGUCUGUCUAGAUUAAAGGAGCCUUUAUCAAAAAGAAGAUAAAUAUACUAUUGACAGAUUGUGGAAUUGGAACUUGGCAUUUUUUUAGCGGAUAAACACUUACGGCUGUACUAACUUUUAAGUAUAAUAUACAAAUGAGCAGGCAUAAAUGUUUUUGUUUUUGAAUAUAAUAGCUCUGCAUUUUCAGUGAUUUCCUUUUGUAUAUCCUAUGUAUGUAUACCACUCUUAAUAUCAUACGCUAGGUAGUUUUAUAUAAUACUAAUUAGUAUCAUAUGUAAAUAUAAGUACUUUUCACAUAACUGUACACAUUCACAUUUGGAAUAUUGGCACUCCGUUAAGAGUGCAAGUCGUUAAAGUGGCAGUGAACUUAUUUUACAAAUCGUUAUUGUGAUCGCUCACUUUUAUGGACUCUUGCAAGUAUUUCAUCGUAAGGCUCUAUGUACGUUGCAAUAUUCAAUUGAGCAUAAAUACGCGUCGUUGACUCGAAACUAUUUAUGCGAUCGUUCUACCUCGUCUAUCGAGUUUUAUCGAAUUCAUAAUAAGUGCGUAAUAUAUAUUAAGUCGUUCGCUAAAAACGAAUAUCAACGAAUUUAAUCGUUAUCACGUAUAAUAUAUCACUUUCCGAUCGUCCAACUUCUUGAUUAUGCGAAAUAUUAAGUGCGCCAACGUGUUUUUUUACGUAGAUUUCAAGCAAUUCUUCUUAUUUUUUUUUUUUCUUUUUUCUUCUUUUUUUUCUCUCUUCUUCCUCUUGUCAAUAGUAUGUGUGUAUGUGUGUGUGUGUGUAUGUGUAUGUAGACUGUACUUUAUUAUUAUUUGUAUAUAAGUGCAAUUUUUAAGAUAUUUCUUAUAAUUUCGGUGCAAUCUUAAAUCAAAGUGACGGUAGAAAUGUUUACGACAACGAACACUUAACGACACUUUUUCUUUUUUUUUUUUUUUUUUUUUUAAUCCCUUUUUUUUAUGGUUAAUUUUUUUUCUGCUUUAUCUUCGAACAUUGUGAACACAUAACGCGGAAUGUUCUUUUUUGGUAAAUAGAUAGAAUAAUUAAUC
Polistes canadensis is the source of this 2768-nucleotide messenger RNA. RefSeq names its product mediator of RNA polymerase II transcription subunit 27 (gene MED27). Gene Ontology annotation, molecular function: transcription coactivator activity. The transcript has 5 exons. Lineage: Eukaryota; Metazoa; Arthropoda; Insecta; Hymenoptera; Vespidae. The record is from RefSeq and is a predicted model, not a curated record. Gene Ontology annotation, biological process: regulation of transcription by RNA polymerase II. Bases 368 to 1249 code for a protein of 293 amino acids. Gene Ontology annotation, cellular component: mediator complex.